AUGUGGACCGAUGGUGCCCCAACAGAGGGCGUGGUAUUGAAGAGAGCUAAAAAUGACUUCGUGUGUCAGCCGCCAGAACUGUCACAGCAACUGUUCGGAUUCUUCGACGAAGUACGAAAGCUUAACGUCAAGGUUGCCAUGACAGUAAAAACAGCAGUCAUCCGAACCUUUUUGAAAGAAUACAACCUACCAUUCGUUCCGCUGAACAACGGGCUUCAGCUUCAGGUCCUGCCCAAUAUUGGCAGCCUCUCGCGAUGCAAAAAGCAUCAUUAUGCAGCCUUUAUCAAAGAUGUCGGCAUGCUGGUCUGUUGGGAGGACGAUCCAAGUGAUAUCAUACGCCGAGUUGAGAAGAUCGAGAGUCACCUCGUCGAAAUGCUCUGGCAGCUGGAAGACUCCAAGCAAGAUCUAGAGGACGCGAUCGAGAACAAUGAAAAGCUCAACAACUACAGUGAGGUCCGCUCUCCUGCCAUGGUGGAUACCAAGGAGGUGGGACCGGACGACUCUGAUGAAGAGCUCGCAGUCGAGAAGCCACGACCAACUAUGCUCUACCAAUCUUUCCUGGUCGGUCUUGCCGGUAUCCUGGUGGUCUUCACUCUUGGCAUCGGUUGGCGUCGGCUGGCGAUUGAGGUCAAAGUUGACAAGCAGUAUACCCGACUUGCACUACUCGUGGUCACUCCAUUGCAAAUAUGGAUAGGAUGGUUCUUUUUCCAAUCGCUAAUCAGCGGCGUUGCCCAGACUAUAGGCCCGGUCAAGCAAGUUGUACAGAACUCCAAGUCUUUCACAGGUCAAGCACCGAAGCGCAUCUGCGCACCGUUACCUCAUGUGACCGUCCAAUGUCCUGUGUACAAAGAGGGUCUGCAAGCUGUUAUCCAUCCUACCAUCGUCUCUAUCAAGAAAGCCAUCUCAACAUACGAGCUUCAGGGCGGCACUGCCAAUAUCUUCGUCAAUGACGAUGGUAUGCAGCUACUUCCUCCGGACGAGGCUGCGGCUCGACGUACCUUUUACGAGGAUAACAACAUUGGUUGGGUUGCACGACCAAAGCAUCUACCAAAAGGCGAUAGUGAAGGUAAAAACAUUUUCGUCAGAGCUGGCAAGUUCAAGAAAGCUUCAAACAUGAACUACGCUAUGAAUGUCAGUGCUCGUAUUGAGGACGCCAUGAUAGACGUCCAACGUGAGACUGGUUGGACUCAAGACGAUGAAGAUGCUCUUUACGAGCAAUGCCUGGGUCAAAUUCUCGACGACGAUCAAGGCCGUACCUGGGCUGAGGGAGAUCUAAGAAUUGGCGACUACAUACUUAUCAUCGACUCCGAUACUCGUGUCCCCGAAGAUUGUUUUCUGGAUGCUGUCAGCGAGAUGGAGCAAUCACCGCAAGUCGCUAUCAUCCAAUUUUCUUCAGGUGUUAUGAACGUCACCACCUCCUUCUUCGAACAAGGUAUCACUUUCUUCACUAACCUGGUUUACACGGCUAUCCGCUUCGGUGUCUCGAACGGUGACGUUGCUCCCUUCGUAGGACACAACGCUAUUCUUCGCUGGUCUGCUGUGCAAGAUGUUUCCUAUGAACAAGAUGGUGUUGAGAAAUACUGGGCUGAGAACACAGUCUCUGAAGAUUUCGACAUGGCUCUACGUCUACAAUCUUUAGGCUACAUCCUGCGUUUCAGCACCGUCUUCGGCGAUGGCUUCAAGGAAGGUGUCUCCCUUACUGUCUACGACGAACUCUCCCGAUGGGAGAAAUACGCGUAUGGUUGCAGUGAGCUCAUCUUCCACCCAUUCCGAUACUGGCUAGUCCGUGGUCCUUUCACUCCUCUCUUUCGCCGCUUCAUCGGCAGCAACAUGUCGGUAAUGGCCAAGAUCACUAUCCUAUCCUACGUCGGCACAUACUUCGCCAUCGGUGCUGCAUGGAUCCUAACUGUCGCUAAUUAUUUCCUCAUCGGCUGGCUCAACGGCCAUCUCGACCAAUACUACGUUGACAGUUUCAAAGUCUACUUCGGUAUCAUCGUCGUCUUCCAAGCCCUGGGUACCGUCUCUCUCGCUGUCCUACGCUACCGCACAGAAAACCGCAGCAUCCUAGGCUCACUAUGGGAGAACUUCAAAUGGCUCCUCCUGCUCACCUGCUUCCUAGGCGGCAUCAGUCUACACGUCUCACAAGCUCUGCUGUGCCAUCUGUGCGGCAUCGACAUGUCCUGGGGCGCGACAGCAAAGGAAGCCACGGAAACAACCUUCUUUAAGGAAAUUCCCACCAUUGCCAAGAAAUUCAAGUUCACCUUCAUCUUCUGUGUCUUUAUGACCAUAGUGAUGCUUGUGCUUGGUGGUGUCGGACCAGUCGGGCAGUUCGUACCUUUCGGCUGGCACAUCACAGACUUUACGGCGAUAUUCCCUCUGGCUAUUCUGGUUGCCUUCCAUUUCCUGAUGCCGUUGGUGCUAAACCCUGGUCUGAUGCAGUUCACUUUCUAA
Messenger RNA from Lithohypha guttulata, 2451 nucleotides. RefSeq lists its product as uncharacterized. The coding region runs from base 1 to 2451 and encodes 816 amino acids. The transcript is spliced from 2 exons. Lineage: Eukaryota; Fungi; Ascomycota; Eurotiomycetes; Chaetothyriales; Trichomeriaceae. The record is from RefSeq and is a predicted model, not a curated record.